AAGUCAAAGUAUGAUACAAAACAUAACCUCAUCUCAUCUUGUUGCUUGCUUGUUUGUACACUAGUUACAAUAAAUAAAUACUAGGUCCUUUGAUUUCGAUUGAUUAAACAAAGAGUGAAUGCUAGACAUUAAGACAGGUUCAAAAGAACCUAUUCUCUAAACUAAAAACGUUCAAUAAUAUAAGCGUAAUCAAAAUAGAAAUGGGUGUCACUGUUCUGCAACAAUACCCUGUGCCUGAAAACAAGACUGGUACAUAUGUCAUAGAGCUGUUAACCAAACGGAUCCUUGCGCUGGGAGCCACUCAACAAGGCCAGUUCCUAGUCGACUGCGAGAGCUACUUGUCACAUCCACAAAUGGGAACAACAAAAACAGUCCACAUCCUCCACAAUUCAGAACAGCCAGCGUCUGUGUUCUCGAUACUGGAGAGCGGGACAAAAAAUAUACAUGUUAUAGCGGAUGGGUUGUUCGACCUCCUCAUGAUGAAGUUGUCUCAACAUUACACUUCUAAGAAACAGACGAAGAUUGAAAGUAAAGGGCCAAGAUUUGAGCUUGGAGAUUUCUGUGUGAAGCUGGGCUCCGUGACAAUGAACCAGAAUUUUAAAGGGAUACUUAUUGAGGUAGAAUACCGGGCGUGUGUGAUGGCGAGCGGCGUGUGGGGCCUCCUGCGGGAGUUCCUGCAGGGGCUGCUGGGCGCCGGCGCGGCCGUGGCGCCGCCCGCGCACUUGCUCACGCGCAUGAACGAGAUCUACACGCCCAUUGACACAGUGUACCAGUAUCUGGACCACUUCGCCGCUUACAGGAAGGUCACGGGAAUGAGGGCGUGAUAAAUAUAUUCAAUCGUGAAGUGUGAAAUGUUUGGAUGAUUUACUGUGCCAAUUUGGAUACUCGGAGCAGUUUUUUCUUUUCGAGUGUGUUAUUGCUAACACCGGUGUCAGAUUUUAUACAAGUCACCUAAAGGCGUCUGGCGUGACUUUUACGAUUACCUAUCGACAUCUAGUGGUAAGUAAUCUAACCAGGAACAGGAACAGUUAUCUAACCAGGUUUCCUCACGAUGUUUUCCUACACUGAAAGCAGUUGAUGCUUGGAUGCAACCGGGAGAGAUAAACUUUAUGGGAAAGUCUGUUUCCAGCCGUCAUAAAAAUGUGGGAUAGUAACCUAUACCAGUACCUAUUGUCCACGACGAUCAAUUAAAUUUUA
Plodia interpunctella (Indianmeal moth) is the source of this 1197-nucleotide messenger RNA. RefSeq names its product Mediator complex subunit 20 (gene MED20). Gene Ontology annotation, cellular component: mediator complex. The transcript has 5 exons. Bases 201 to 824 code for a protein of 207 amino acids. Gene Ontology annotation, biological process: regulation of transcription by RNA polymerase II. The record is from RefSeq and is a predicted model, not a curated record. Gene Ontology annotation, molecular function: transcription coactivator activity. NCBI's taxonomy places the organism in Eukaryota, Metazoa, Arthropoda, Insecta, Lepidoptera, Pyralidae.